AUGACUGAAUUUUUCUUAUGUCGUCAGACAAGACACAUCCGAGCUCGAUAUGAAAGAUGGCAUUUCGUUGUUCCCACUCAAGCAUCGCUUAUACUUUCGUAUCUGCAGUUUUUGACCCUCGUCUCCUCUCGCAGAGCUGAAGGAGAUUCGUUGGUGGAGCGAAGUCUCCCCGCUUCAUCUUUUAGUGCGCCAGAACGUGGUCUACGCGGUUCCGGAGCCGGCGACAGAAUAGAUGUCAUGGUGGAGGCUCGGGUUGUGCUCGAGAAGAUCAAAGUACUGGAAGGAAGGACGAGGUACGAAAUCGACAAACUUGUUCGCGUUGCUGAAGAAGCUCCGUCUGCAGCGCAGAAUGUUGUUAAUGGUAAGCGAGUGCUUGCGAAACUCAAUCUGAUGGCUUUACUGGCCUUCCGCCCCAACCCUCAAGUCCUUAUGGACCGAGGAUCAGGCUCUGAAGACGACGAGGACGGUCGGCCUUCGCCAGAAUGUGACGGCAUCUACCGACCACCCAAACUCGCUCCGGUGCUUUACGCUGAGUCGCAUAAAGACAAAGGCAGAUCGCGCCGAGCUCCUAUCCCAAACACGCUUUCUACCCUUUUGCACCUUGGCCCGUCAAAACCACACAUGGAAUCGACGUGUGGACUUGGCUCAACCCCCGAUGUCACAGCGAGCGCGCGAUCUGCAGCGCAUGACCGAGUUCGAGGAGGAGAGCAUGACUUGGCUGGUGAUGAAAAACGAGAUGCAAGACGCAGGAAGCAAGAUGAGGCGGACCUCGCUUUAGGUGGAAUUGGAACCGCGUCUGGCAGGCGUGGGCGCGGUGGUGGGUUCGAGGAUGAGUUUGUGAUAUUCUUAAGUCCGCAACGCGGUCGUAACGGCACUACCGGUGAUGGGUAUGAGGCAAAAGGGACGUAG
Messenger RNA from Fibroporia radiculosa, 909 nucleotides. RefSeq lists its product as uncharacterized. Bases 1 to 909 code for a protein of 302 amino acids. NCBI's taxonomy places the organism in Eukaryota, Fungi, Basidiomycota, Agaricomycetes, Polyporales, Fibroporiaceae. The record is from RefSeq and is a predicted model, not a curated record. The transcript has a single exon. Gene Ontology annotation, cellular component: small-subunit processome; nucleolus. Gene Ontology annotation, biological process: maturation of SSU-rRNA from tricistronic rRNA transcript (SSU-rRNA, 5.8S rRNA, LSU-rRNA).